Messenger RNA from Trematosphaeria pertusa, 1281 nucleotides. RefSeq lists its product as uncharacterized. Lineage: Eukaryota; Fungi; Ascomycota; Dothideomycetes; Pleosporales; Trematosphaeriaceae. The coding region runs from base 346 to 1125 and encodes 259 amino acids. Gene Ontology annotation, biological process: fungal-type cell wall organization. Gene Ontology annotation, cellular component: fungal-type cell wall. Gene Ontology annotation, molecular function: structural constituent of cell wall. The transcript is spliced from 2 exons. The record is from RefSeq and is a predicted model, not a curated record.
GCCGUCACAAUCAAUCUGUUUUCAGGGGCACGGGCUAGUUUCUCUUCGCUUGGCAGCGCGCUUUCCCCGACACGCGCAGAUUGGCAGGCACGCCCGGUUUAGCGCCACGCCGUUUCCUUGCUGGAGGUGGGUAGCACCAACAAUUUAAUCAGGACGCGUACUCCAGCCUCUUUGUCUCCCCCAUCCCUCCGCUCCGAUACAGCACACCCAGCACUGUCUUCCGCUGCUGCAGUAUUCUGUAUCGCCGCAUCUUAAUUCUUAAUUCUUAAUACGCGCGACCGUGACGGCGGCAGCGCUCUAUCUCCCAUAUCGAUUACCCAGCGGACAGACCAACGGCACCCCACGAUGCGCGCCUCCAGCAUUCUUGCCGCGCUCGCCUUCGCGGCCACCGCCUUCGCGGACGACGUGCCAGAGGGCAUUGCGCCCGAAGAGCCUCCACCAGAGGGAUGCGAAACCACGGCUGAAGGCAAUUUCACAAUCGGCUACGAACCUGCGCCGUCCAGGAAACGAGAAACAGCCGUGGAGGCCGGAAGUAACGCGCUCGUCUGCACGCUCGAGGACGGCAUCCUCAAAGACCCCUACAACCGCAUCGGCUCCAUCGUCGCAAACCGCCAGUUCCAGUUCGACGGUCCUCCGCAAGCGGGCGCUAUAUACACAGGCGGCUUUUCGGUCUGCGAUAACAGUUCGCUGGCCAUUGGCGGCUCUACGCGGUGGUGGAAGUGCGGCAGCGGUGGCUUCUUCAACCUGUACGACCAGUGGAUUGGCGGCCAGUGCGACGAGAUCCGCAUCGUGGUCUCCUACGUUGAACAGCCCACGUCCUCGAGCUCGUCCUCCGUAGCGUCAAGCACAGCGGAGGCGAGCAGCAUCGCCAGCUCAGUCUCAAGCUCCGCUUCCAUCAGCGCCACACCAAUCGCCUCUAUCAACGGCACCGCGCCCAGCACCGGCCUCUCUUCCGGCGCGUCUUCGCGGUUUUCUUCUGCACCAGCAACGUCCGCUGUAGCCACCGACACGCAGGUUCCCGAUGCGCCUCCAGAAUCGACUGGUGGCGCCGUGCCCACCCGUGUCCCUCGACGAGAAACCUUCGGCGCUGUUGUCGGCAUCCUCGGAGCGGCAUUAAUUCUCUAGAUCGGCUUUACCCAGUCGUAGUAUCAUUUACUUAUCUAGACGGUUCGCCUCGAUUCAGCACAACCAGAGCUCUGCGCUGCUAUUUCUAUGUACGAUAUUCAGCAUUGGCGGAGGAGCAUAAUGAGCAUUAACAGGCACCUGCCUUAUUCAACAGGG